AUGUCUGCUGGGAUUAACGUCCCUGAGGAGCAGCCUUUGCUGUCCAACUCGAAACCGCCAAGUUAUCAAGAUAGUCCCCAAGAAAGCUUACGUCGCGGUCGCACUCAGGAUGAAGAGACGCUUACCUUGAUAGACGAGACCAGCGAUUCCCCGAAAGAGCCGUGGACCAGAACGCAAAUAACUGUCUAUAGCGUUCUGACACUGCUAGGAUUGUUUAUAUUGGCCAUAUUCAUCAAGGGUUUUAUUGACGCUGAUGAUGUUGAGUUUGACUUCGGCAAAGCGUUUAAGAGUGCGCUAGGAGGAGGAUUAAGCGGUGCUGCAGCCAUGGUGCUCCAGGUCUUGGCGCUCAUGCCUCUGCGCACGAUCAUGAAUUACCAAUACCGAUACGGCGCAACGACGACGCAGGCUACCAAAAUUUUAUACGCUGACGGUGGAUGGACGCGGUAUUACCAAGGCCUCACCGCAGCCCUGGUUCAAGGGCCAGUGUCCCGCUUUGGCGACACCGCUGCUAAUGUUGGCAUCCUUGCCCUCCUGCAAAGUAAUUCAUACAUGAAAACCUUGCCCACGCCUGUAAAGACAGUCUUCGCGAGUGUCGCUGCGGCUUGUUUCAGGAUGACGUUGACCCCAGUUGACACCAUUAAGACUACCAUGCAGACGCAGGGUAAAGAAGGCAUCGCCCUGCUGAGAGCUAGGGUCAAGAAGUAUGGCAUUGGCAGCCUGUGGUACGGCGCUAUUGCGACCGCCGCUGCCACGUUCGUCGGUCACUACCCAUGGUUCGGGACAUACAACUAUCUCGACGCAGUCCUCCCACUUCCAGUGACUCUACCGCAGAAACUACUUCGUUCUGGCAUAAUCGGCUUUGCAGCAUCCAUCGCCUCUGACACCAUCUCCAAUUCUCUUCGUGUGCUGAAGACUUACAGACAAGUCAACGCUACCCGGAUUGGGUAUACCGAUGCUGCUCGCGCCGUCAUCGCAGAAGACGGCCUAAGGGGCCUGUUCGGACGAGGCCUAAAGACCCGGAUCUUGGCGAACGGCCUCCAAGGAAUUAUGUUUUCAGUGUUGUGGAAGUUAUUUUUGGAUAUGUGGAAUGAGAAGACAAAUUAGAUAUGGUCAGGUGCAAUCCAUACGACGAAGCACCUGCACGACUUAUUAUUACCCCGGAUACCGGAUCGCUGAACUCCGAUACCCUGGGUUGUUCUUGAUCCUGCCGAGAGCUUGGACUGUGGGCGUUGAUCUGGUGAUACCUUCAUAUGCAGAACGUGUCUGACACUUGGAUUCCGGAGGAAUGUAUGACAUUGACAUUUACACGAGAGAUAACUUG
Molecule: messenger RNA, 1321 nt
Organism: Suillus paluster
Lineage: Eukaryota; Fungi; Basidiomycota; Agaricomycetes; Boletales; Suillaceae
Product: mitochondrial carrier domain-containing protein
Exons: 7
Coding region: 1-1104 (367 amino acids)
Source: RefSeq, a predicted model, not a curated record